AUGGCCUCCAAACAAACCAUUAUCUCUCCCUAUGUUAACAUUAACGAGAUCAAUCCUGCUCUGGAUCACUACAAGAUCAGGGUUCGUGUGAUAAGACUUUGGAAAGCAUUCAAAUCCCUGCAGAUGGUUUUAGUCGAUGAUGAGGGGACAAGAAUUCACGCGUCUAUUGAGGAUGCAUUGGUGAAGAAAUUUCAUAACCAGAUCAAUAUUGGUGACUCAAAAAUAAUCGAUACUUUCAGUUUGGUCGAUUAUGACGAUGUGGUGGGCCAAAUUGCCGGUGUUGGUUCUCUUGAUAACAUAAAAAUCAAAGGAAAGGACAAUGUGAAGAUAACUUUUGACUUGCAAGAUUUAAGGUAUUUGGUUCACAACGAGGAGAAUAUACAGCCGAAGGUAACUUUGUAUGAGGAGUUUUUCAUGAAAAAUGAAAAGAAGACUAUCGACGUCAUCCUAUAUUCAUUAGAGGUUCGUACAUGUGUGACAAUUGGAACGAUCUGUUCGGUUGAGACAGUGCCUAAGUGGUAUUACAUUGCAUGCAAAGAAUGUAGAAAGAAGGACGAUCAAAACAUUAUGCCCGUAUGUCUUUCUGCUCUAAUCGGGAAGACAAUGCUCUUUAAAAUUUCUGUCACAAUUGAUAACUUGAAGAGUGACAAGGCUUCUUAUGUUGUUGAAAAGUUUUGGGAAAACGAAGAUAUGGUAAACCAGUUUGUCAAGGAAACUUACAGAAAGGCUAAUGAUAAUUAUCAAGAACUAGAAUCAGAUGAUCAAAUUCUAGGACUUACAUCGGAGGAAUCAACAUCUCUUUCGUCAAAGAGGGAGCUGUCUGGUAUCAAUGAAGAAGUCGUACAAGGUCAUAGCAUGACUACUAGGAAGAGGAUCAAGAUUGAAAAGCAAACUUAG
Camelina sativa (false flax) is the source of this 897-nucleotide messenger RNA. The record is from RefSeq and is a predicted model, not a curated record. NCBI's taxonomy places the organism in Eukaryota, Viridiplantae, Streptophyta, Magnoliopsida, Brassicales, Brassicaceae.